Aspergillus ibericus CBS 121593 is the source of this 1065-nucleotide messenger RNA. Its product is annotated as protein-transporting protein BCP1. The transcript has 3 exons. Gene Ontology annotation, cellular component: nucleus. Lineage: Eukaryota; Fungi; Ascomycota; Eurotiomycetes; Eurotiales; Aspergillaceae. The coding region runs from base 64 to 945 and encodes 293 amino acids. The record is from RefSeq and is a predicted model, not a curated record.
CUCCGCGAACGGAUCCCACCUCAGCUACCCAACACCACCCAGCCACCUCUACACACCGUCGCAAUGGUCAAGCGCAAGGAACUCAAAGACAACGAUGUCAAGAUGUCGGGGACCGAUCCCCGCGUCGACGGCGACGAGUCCGACGAGGACAUGGACAUGGUCAACGUCGACUUCGAAUGGUUCGACCCCCAGCCCGUCGACUUCCACGGGUUGAAGAACCUCCUCCGUCAGCUCUUCGACACCGACGCCCAGACCUUCGACAUGUCGGCCCUCGCCGACCUGAUCCUCGCGCAGCCUCUGCUCGGCUCGACCGUGAAAGUCGACGGGAUGGAAUCGGACCCGUAUGCUUUUCUCACCGUGAUUAACCUCCAAGAACACAAGGACAAACCCGUAAUCAAAGACCUAAUAACCUACCUCCACCGCAAAGCCAGCGCGACCCCCACCCUCACCCCCCUCGCCCAACUCCUCACCCAAACCCCCAUCCCACCCAUCGGGCUAAUCCUCACCGAACGCCUAAUCAACAUGCCCGCCGAAGUCGUCCCCCCCAUGUACACCAUGCUGCAAGAAGAAAUCGCCUGGGCGAUCCAAGACAAAGAGCCGUACAAUUUCUCGCACUACCUGAUCGUGUCGAAGACGUACGAGGAAGUGGAAUCGAAGUUGGAUGCCGAGGAAUCUCGGCCGCAGAAGAAGAAGAAGAAGGCGGCUGGGGGGGAGAAGGCCGAGCGGUUCUUCUUUCAUCCCGAGGAUGAGGUGUUGGAGAAACAUGCGGUUUGUGUCGGGUCUGUGGAGUAUACGCAUAAGGCGGAUGAGGGGUUGUCGGAUUCGAAGCGCGCGUUUCAGGAGUUGGGGAUUCGGACGAUGGGGAGUUUGAUUCUUUUGGAGGCGGGGAGGUUGGAGGGCGCGGUUAAGGCGAUGGCGGAGUAUAUUCAGGGGUCGGCGGCAUGAGGUGGGUUGGAUGGUGGUUACGACGGUAUUGUUUAUUAUACUUGGUAUAGACUUAAAAGUUUGGGUUGGUUGCGGUCUAUUAUCAUUCUUAUGACUAUGAUCACUCUAUAGAAGUUUCAU